AUGGCCUCUCAUCUGAAUGACCGGCUGCUCUGGCUGUGUCUUGCAGGUGUCACUCUCUUCUUCGCCGUGCGCGGAAUCGCCACGGACCUCCGCCGGGUCCGUGAUUUGACCGAGAUCAAGCAUGUCGAGAAGGAGGAUAGGAUGAUCAGCGAGGGCACAGAAGAUGCUCUUAAGUUGGAAACAUUGUUGAAGCUCUCUGAGAGCACCAACUAUGAUCUCCGCGCGGCUGCUUUGCGCAUCAUCGCCGAACGCUCGACCAAGGGCGAGACUCGGGAUUUGCUUUUGGAGGAUCUAGCCAGCAAUAACAAGGAUCGACGGAACAAAGCGCUCAGCGCCAUGCACUUUCUAGUCUCGAAUCGAGCACGCAAGUUUACCCAACCCGGCCAUGCACUGGCUCGAACUUCCGUCUGUACACGACUACAGGACCUUACCACGUACACCGCCAUCGUCGAUUGUCUGUGCAAUUUCCUGGACGAGCAUGUCGAAGAGACAUCGACUACCGUGUCCCCCAUAUUUCCGAAAACGAGACCACUUGGGGAAAAGAAGGCCCUCAGCACGCUCAAUCAUAUUCUCCAGGUGAACAUUCCGGCCGCUUUGGAGGCCGGUGUGAUUAGUCGCUGGCUCCACAAGUAUCCGUUCCCUUGCGCCCUCGCGGAACCAUCCCGGCGGCAGGACGUCGUGAUUCUGAUGAAGACCUGGUGGUCCGACGAUUCGAUCAUGAGUUCCAUAUUCGGCACCCUUACAUCUCAUCCGGAGGCUACCAAGCAGCUGCGGAAACACGGCUUGAUGGGCAGCUUGAUAGAGGAGAACGACCCCGACGACGAAGACAGUGAUGUGUGGAUGGUCGACGGCGAGGACACGGCUGGUUCGAGGCACAUUCCGGGGCGGCGGCUGCGCGAACGCAGCGCCGAGGAGCAGGCUGUCAGGCGGCGCCGGAGGGAAGCCAUGGUGCUGAGCGACGGUGGGCGGCCGCUUGGCAACGACGAUAUAAUCCAAUUACCCAUGUCGGAAUGAUUAAUGAGUUCUAUUUUAUGCGAUCCUACAGAGGCGCUAGAUCACCUUGACCUUUCGGCGUUUGCGGGGAAGACAACGAUGAAAGUCGUGGCGUCCAUGGGACGAUUUGUUCAUUAUGCAUAUAUGAUACCCUUUUUCUAAGAUACAAAAUAGUUAUUCUCCG
Aspergillus steynii IBT 23096 is the source of this 1177-nucleotide messenger RNA. RefSeq lists its product as uncharacterized. The record is from RefSeq and is a predicted model, not a curated record. NCBI's taxonomy places the organism in Eukaryota, Fungi, Ascomycota, Eurotiomycetes, Eurotiales, Aspergillaceae. Bases 1 to 1014 code for a protein of 337 amino acids. The transcript has 5 exons.